AUGAGGUGGUUACACCUUAUUGUAAUAUUUGUUCAAUUAAGUUGGGUAUUUGGUACAGAAAAUAAAAAUGUAAAGCAUAGGAUAAGUGUGUUAUUUGAGGAUACAGGAUCAGAAGUGAGGCUAUCAGGUUCUCCUAAGACAACUUUGGGACAGGCGUUGGUAUCUUUUUUACAGUCAAAUAUGGGGAAUGAAAAAAGUCUUUCAUCAUAUAACUAUUUCCUUAAGUCAACAGGUUUAGAAAUUCCAACAGAAACUCCCAUAUCAGUAAUAUUAUCAGAUGAUUUGGUAAUGGCAAUUCCAAAUAAAGGUGUAAUAUCUGAAUCAGGAGACUUGAAUGAAGUUAAUUCUGGAGGAGUUAAAGGUGGGAAAAGUGGCCAAAAUUCGUCGAAUUAUAUUGAGUUAUCACCUGAUGAUGUUCAUUUGAGGGUAACAAUGCCAGACGGUAUUGUUGAGAAUGUAAUAGCAAAAAGGCAACAAACUAUUGCUCAGUUAAGGGAAAAAGUGAUGAAAGAGUUUGAUAUUACAGGUAAUUAUGAUAUCUCAGAUGGGGAAAAGAUACUACCAAAAUCGUCAACAAUUGAUGAACUGGGAUUGGAGGAUAGAGAAUCUUCAUUAUUUUUGGUAAACAGUAAUUCAUCUAAGAAAGGAGAUAAACAAAGGAGGGAAAGAGCUCAAAUAGUAAGUAACGAAAGCUCUAUGUUAGAUGAUGACGAUCCAUAUAACAUGGGAACAACAGGAGGAAGAACAACCGUUUAUCAAAGCCCAACAAUUGGUGGAUUUGGGGGAGGAAUUCCGGGAGAAUAUAUUUUGAAGACUGUUAAAAUAAAGUUAUAUUUCUUGGCAAAAAGAGUGAAUGUAGCGUAUUCAACAUUGUAUAGUAGAACUGGUUCAGAUUUAAUAUAUGAUAUUAAUAUGCAAAAAAACAUUCCAGUUAAUAACAUCAGAUUAGGGAUAAUGAGAGAAGGAAACCCACAUCCUGUGAGCAUUGGAAUAGAUUCACCGGAGGCUGAGUUAUCUUUAUAUGAGUUGGGAAUAAGGAAUGGGGAUGUAGUUAUUGUUGCAGGCCCAGAAACAAACUUUUCAAGGACAGAACUACCUUUUAGAAAAGGAAGUAGAUUCAAGAUUUAUUUAAGUUGUCAAGAUGCACCACACUCUCAAAAAAGAUUUUCAGUUGAGGUUUGGGAAAACACUUCGAUAGAUUCGAUAAGAGUUGCAUUAUCUGGCCCAUUAAGAGUUCCGUUUUCUGAAAUUGACUUGGAGAUUGAAGAUAUUGAUAUUAAUGGACAAGUUGUAAUGUGGAGAAGAUUAAGAGGAUAUAAUUUAAGUCAACUAAAUAUUGUAGCAGACACUGAAUUGUUUGUGAGAACAGGGCCAUAUAAGUAUGUAACAUUGCAGCCAUCUUAUUUUAAUAGGUUAACAGGCAAGCAUGAAAUCCCAAUGGAUGUUAGAAUAAGAUUUGAUGAUUUUUCAGGAUUUGACUUAUUAUUGGGGGUGUAUCCUUCAACAACAAUAAAACAAUUAAAACGUUUAAUAGCCUGGAGAAGAAGCUAUAUUCCCAGUUCUAUACAGUUGGAAAUCAUUGGAAUAGAUAGGAGAAUGAUGCCAACAUCAAUAAUACCAUCCAAUGAUUUGCUUACUUUAAGAAGGUUGAGAAUAAUUCCAGGAAUUAUCUUCAGAGUUAAGUUAACAGGGUCGCCAAUUGAACCAUCUACAAUUCCAAUUGAUGACAUACAUGAUAGGGAGUAUGUUGAUGGUAGUCAGAAAGUAGCGGAAGGUGGAAAACCGACUAUGACUUUGAAUAUUAUGAUAAUUAAUAGGGAUUUGGCACCAGUACAGAUUGUAUGUUUUCCAACAACUAAGAUUAGGUCAAUUAUUGCAAGUAUUUCAAAGAGGAGAAAUAUUCCUCAAGGGAUAAUAAGGUUAUAUUCAGAAAAGCAACUAGAUAAUGGUGCUUUGUAUAGAAGAUAUUAUGAAAAGUUGCCGGAAAAAACUCUAGAAGAAUCAAGGAUCACGAGAGGAAUGGAACUUUUUGUGGAAGUAAUGGAGGAAAUUAAAAAGGAUGAUACUGGAAAUAUUAUGAGAGAUGGAAUGGUUAAUUUGAUUGUUAAAUGGGAUGAUGGAACAACAUGUAACAUACCAGUUCCACUAUCAUCCAAGCUAAGUCAGUUUAGGGGUACUUUGGCAGGCUUAAAAGGAACUAAUCCAGAGUCUGUUACACUAAGCCGUAAAUUGGGAGGAGACAAAGCUCAUAAAAUGAUUAAUGUUGAUGCUUCUAUAGAUUCUUAUAAGUUGAAGGAUGGUGAUAUGAUUGAAGUAGCAAUUGAUUCUAAUGGAGAAGUUGAUUCUAAUACUUCUGGAGGGGAAUCUUCAGAUGUUGGAUCACUAAGAUUAACAGGACUAAGAUUUUCAUGGCCUGAUGGAACAACAGUUGUCACUUCUGGUAGAGGAUCAAAGAAACUGGGAGAUGUUAAGACUUUCUUAGCAGAAAGACGAGGAAAUGAUCCAAAAACUGUUGCAAUAUAUUUUUCAAGUGGAAGAAAGCUGACUGGAGACGAUAAGACAUUAUCAGAUUUAGGAGUACAGUCAGAUAUGCAAUUCUGGGUAGAAACUGAUGCAUUACAUUGGGAAAAUCCCAAUGAUCCAGUCAGAUUUGUUAUAAGAAAUACAGAUACUUUAUGGUCAACAGUAGUCUUUAUUUCACCUGAUGUAUAUGUGACUGCAACUAUUAAAGAUUUGAUUGAUGAGUAUAAAUCUAAAUCAAUGAUUCCAAGGGAGGCAAAUGUUCAGAUUUUAGGUUUUGAAGGUAUUCAGGAAACUGAUUUGUUAUCUAAGUAUGAGGAUGAUGAAAGGAUAAGACACUUAUUAGUUGAGGUCAAGUUACCAAGUGAAUCAGGAUUAAUGGGAGCAAUAACAGGAGAGCCAGAAAAUCCUACUCAGCCGAUUGACAAGUUGAAGCAAAUCAUUAAUUGGGAUGGUCCUAUUAAAUUUACUCCAACCCAAAGGAGAGGACCCUUCUCUGCGAAGGCAGAUACAACUGAGAUUCAAGUAAUGAUGCCUGUUGCAGCUUUUAUUCGUCCGAGAUUGGUUGUUGAUGAAGCUCUGCUACAAGCAUUCGGUGAAAUUGCAGACUCAGAGUUGAAUGAAAGAGUAUAUGGCCCUGCAGGAAAGAAGAUUUCAUCUAAAAACAAAGAGCAGUUAAUUGCAAGAAUGGCAUCGACAAGAAGAGCUGCAUAUAUAUUACACGUCAUUUGUUCUUUAAAUAACUUAUCAACUGAUAAAUUUAUGAUGAUAACUCAAUCCAAACCACCAUAUGAGGCUAGAAAGUGCACGAAACACUUAGCUUUGGGGUUGGAUAAACAUUAUAGAUAUGCAAGAGGAGUCUUGGGGAAGAGGCCAAUCCGUUAUAAAAAGGCUAUCAAGGCUUUGAGUAAUGCUAAAAAAGAGUUUAGCAAGGGUUAUUCAUAUGUAGUUAAGAAUUCGUCCAAGAUGGCUAGGAUAAUAAAGAGAAAGAGUAAGAAAAGUGGAAAAAUUCCUGAUCAAGACUUUUUAAAUGCCUUGGCAUUGUCAGGCAAAAUGAAGUAUGAGAAGAAGCAGCAAGUGGAUGUAAAUAUGCAGAAUUUAUAUGCAGUUUUAAGGCCCGUGGCAACUCAACAGGACAUUGAUGAAUCGCUUAGAAGAGAAAAGGAAACUUCAAGGAUUUUGCAUACUGGUGAAUAA
Cryptosporidium ubiquitum is the source of this 3717-nucleotide messenger RNA. RefSeq lists its product as uncharacterized. The transcript has a single exon. Lineage: Eukaryota; Apicomplexa; Conoidasida; Eucoccidiorida; Cryptosporidiidae. Bases 1 to 3717 code for a protein of 1238 amino acids. The record is from RefSeq and is a predicted model, not a curated record.